AUGGAACACUUUGAAAUUGAAAGAUAUUCAGAUGAUCAACAAUCCUUGGGUACCUCUGGGCGAGUUUCACUGUGCCAUACUAAUCAAAAUUUAAAGCAGCACGAUAAGUUCAAAAAAGAAAGGCAUAGCUUUACAUACGGUGACGUCCAUGAUUGCCCUUAUAAAACUUCAAGAAAUCAUCAGAAGGAUGAAAUUUCAGGAAAGAUAACCAAGAAGGAUGAAAUUGUGAGAUACAUGUCAAAUUUACCCUGCUAUCUAGAACGUGGUGAACACCUUCAGGAAAAAGUUCUUAGUGUGGGGGUUCUCAACUGGGGACGUCUUGAAAAAUGGCAGUAUGGUCACAAACAAUUAUCGAGCAGAAGUAGCUGGAAUCCAACAGUCAGAAGUAAUGGAUCUUCAUCCUCUUCAUCUGAUAGCUUGUCUCCCCACUUUGGCAAAGAUCACAUCACUCCUCGUCCACGAUUACAUCGGCCUUCACUCUAUUCUCACCUGUUAGCUUCUCCUCAUUCUCAAUUUGUUAAAUCCUGUGGAGAAAGUGAUGAAAAAGGUCAAGAUCUUAAAUUUGUCCAUAGUAACACCCUAAAAGGCCAAAGCAAGUCCAUAAAAAGCAACCAGCAUUCAUGUAAAUCUGAUCGGCAAGUAAAGAUAAAACUGAGAGACAGAGCAGGUCCAGAGACAGAAAUUCUCCAAGAAUGCAAAACUCUGCCAGAUGUGCUAAACUAUGAGGUUGCGUCUUCCCAAUGUGGGGAGCUUACUGGAGCAGAUAAUUUUCGUGCACAAAAAGAUUCUGCAGAUGAGCAUGAUGUGUUGGAAAAGCCUGAAGCAAUUGUCCUUUUGCCCAGCAGCUUAGUGAAAAUGAAUGAUACACAAGUCCCAGCAAGUCAGCAAAGCUUCAUGAGGAGGUCAACAGCGAGUUUCUCUCCAGAGCUCAACUGCAAGAUCCCAAACUCAAGCAAAGCACCUUGUGAAGUUAAUGGAAAUCAGUUUCCGCUAAAGCACCAUUGCUCCACAAAUGCAUCCAGUAAUUCUCGCUCUGUAUCCAGGUCAGCUAGAGCAGGAUGUAGUCCAUGCAAAUCUAGAAUAUCCGAAGCAGAAACAUCAGAUGUUGCACCUUUAAGUUCAGUGGUCAAGGAGGCAUCUAUUGGAUUGGAUCUGGGAGCAAGCACAGUUUCUGUUGACAAAGCAAGAAGCCCUUCACCCUUUAGUCGAUUAAGCAUCAGCAUGGGUAGGAGACGUAAAAGUUCCAAUUCCGCGGCCAAUUUAUGUGCUAAUGUUCAAGGUUCAGCUCACAUAUCUGUCCAAUCUGUAUCCGAGAAUGCUAUGUCUUCAGCUUGUUUGAGUGAGUUGAAAAAUGAUAAACCCAUCAAUACAAGCAGAGCUAGUUCCAGCCCUCUUAGAAGGUUGCUGGAUCCUUUGCUAAAGCCAAAGGCUGCGGUAUACCAUCAUGCCGUAGAGCCUACAGAGAAAGACUUACAUGAUGUGCCUGAUAAAAUAUAUAACAGACAGUCAAAUUCGUCAACCUUACCAUCAAGGAAGCUUAAGCUAGACAUGAGCAGAUGCAGGAAAAUCAGUGUCAACGAUACAGCUCUGGACAAGAAGCAGGGAUCUUCUGUAGUUCAUGCCCUUCUGCAAGUUGCAUUUAAGAAUGGUUUGCCUUUGUUCACUUUUGCAGUCGACAAUGUUUCCGACAUUCUUGCAGCCACGGUGAAGUUAACCAGUUCCAGAAAAGGGAAUGUUAGCCAUGUCUAUACCUUCUUCAUUGUUCAGGAGGUUAAAAGAAAGACUGGAAGUUGGAUAAAUCAAGGUAGCAAGGGGAAAGGUCGUGAUUACGUGUCCAAUGUCAUUGCACAAAUGAAUGUUUCUGAUUCAGAAAUUUCCCGGGUGGCCAAACCAUAUGGGCCUUCUACCAGAGAGUUUGUGUUAUUUUCUGUGGAUUUGAAACAGGAAGAUCACCAGACCUCAGAUUUCCUACCAAACGAAGAGCUAGCUGCUAUAAUUGUCAAAAUCCCCCCCAAAAUCAAGCAAGGCACUGCCACUGAUGAGGCUAAAAUAAAUGGUUACAAAAAUUUGAACAAAGGUGGAUCUAGAGAAUGUUCUCCUCAUUCCAAGGUUAGUGAGCCGGUUCAGCAUCCUGCUGGUAGUGAGUCCUUUAUCAGUACAACUGUUUUACUCCCCAGCGGUAUCCAUAGCCUCCCAAGUAAAGGCGGACCUUCAUCACUAAUUGAGCGUUGGACUUCUGGUGGAUCGUGUGACUGUGGGGGCUGGGAUUUAGGUUGUAAACUAAGGGUUUUUGCCAAUCAGAACCAAAUAAUCGAGAAAUCAAGUUCUUCUCAACCUGUUCCAAUAACAGGUCAAUUUAAGCUUUUCCCUCAGGAAGGAGUAACAGAAAACCAUUGCGUCUUGAGCAUGGCUGCUUUCAAAGAUAUGGUAUACACAAUUGAGUUCGAUUCUUCUUUGCCACUUCUGCAAGCGUUCUCCAUUUGUCUGGCAAUGAUAGACUGUAAGAACUCAUCCGAACUUUCAGAAUCCAGUAUCUUAUUUGAAGCAAAAACUACGGGAGAAUCAAAGUUAAUGCAUAAUGAUAGAUUGUGGACUACUAAUCUUGCUGAAAGAGAGGAUCCUGCAGAACACAUAUCUUGUCCGCCACUUUCUCCUUUUGGAAGGGUCUAGCUGAAAACCUGGACGUCGUUAGAUGUGUAAAUGAUUUCAGGUACACAUUUCCAGGCCCGGCAAUCACAUUUUACUCUUGUUGAUCGGGACCUUUCACAGAUAGAUCCAAAACCUGAAGGACGUUUUGUUUCUAGAAUGCUCUGUUCAAUAGUGGUCGGUCUAUACAUAGAGUCUAAGGUCUUUGUAGCUUUCAAUAUUUUUUCUGGUUAACAAUAGAGGAAAAAUAUAGUAUGUACUUUUAAGGGAAGCAAUCAAUAUCCAUCUAAGUGUGCAUAUUCAUGAGUA
Messenger RNA from Cucumis melo (muskmelon), 2955 nucleotides. RefSeq lists its product as uncharacterized. The record is from RefSeq and is a predicted model, not a curated record. The coding region runs from base 1 to 2670 and encodes 889 amino acids. The transcript is spliced from 2 exons. NCBI's taxonomy places the organism in Eukaryota, Viridiplantae, Streptophyta, Magnoliopsida, Cucurbitales, Cucurbitaceae.